Molecule: messenger RNA, 1284 nt
Organism: Penicillium digitatum Pd1
Lineage: Eukaryota; Fungi; Ascomycota; Eurotiomycetes; Eurotiales; Aspergillaceae
Product: putative formaldehyde dehydrogenase
Source: RefSeq, a predicted model, not a curated record
AUGGCGGCCGUAAUGCCCAGCACGGCAUACACGCCGCACCCCACCAGAGUGAUGAAGGCAGCGCAGUGGAUGGGCACACGAGAAGUCGAAGUGGGAAUCGUACCCAAGCCAAAAAUCACAGACCCUGCCGACGCCAUUGUCCAAAUCACCCACUGCACGAUCUCCGGCUCAGACAUCCACCUAUACGAGGGCGAGCUCAAAGACGCAAUGGAAAAAGGCGACAUUCUCGGCCAAGAAGCCAUCGGCAUUGUGGAAGAAGUCGGGCCGAAUGUCAAAACCCUCAAAGCCGGUGACCGGGUCAUCAUCCUGCCCGUCAUCUCAUGCGGCACCUGCGACUAUUGCCAGCGACAGAAGUAUUCGCUCUGCGACAACACAAACCCAUCCAAGGAAGUGGAAGCCGCGUACGGACACCGACUCGGCGGGAAGCUGGGCUACAGUCGGCUGUGUGGUGGGUAUCCCGGUGACCAGGCGGAGUACUGCCGUGUGCCGCAUGCAGACUUAUCGUGCGUCAGGGCGCCGGAGCAUAUCGAUGCGCGGAAAUUACUUGGUCUGACAAAUGUCAUGACCACCGCUUGGCAUGCGCUGGAGUUGGCUGAGGUGCAGGAAGGCGAUGUGGUGGGUGUGUGGGGUUGUGGGCCGAUUGGCCUUGCUACGCAGCGACUGGCGAAGCUCCGUGGGGCCAAGAAGAUCUAUGCCAUGGAUAAGGAUGCGCAAAGACUGCGAAUUGCCGAAGACUUCGGCAUGACUCCUAUUAAUGUGGAUGCUCAUCCCGAUGUGGCCGAGUACAUUUUGUCGAUUCAGGAGCAAGGCCUUGAUCGAUCUAUUGAGGCUAGUGGGUUCCGUAGUUCGCCGAAAACCGAGUAUCCGUCGACACGGGCAAAUGGACAGGAGAAGGAUAGCAGUGAUACACUAUCGGCGAUAAUCAAGGCAACCCGUAAAGGUGGCAAUAUGGCAUUGGUUGGGGAUUUCUUCUUCACGAUGCAUGACUUCCCAAUUGGGCCGUUGAUGCAGAAAGCACUUACAGUGCGUGGGGGUCAAACGUGGCCGCAAAAGUAUUAUCCGUUCUUGAUGGAUCUGGUGGUACAAGGAAAGCUCGAUUCGGCGUGGAUGUUCACGUAUGUGGAUGAAUUUGAGAACAUCGCGGAGAUGUACCAGAAGUUCUCACAGCAUGAGAUCCCAGGCAGACUGAAAGUGUGCUUAGUGACGGCAUUUGGACGUAGCCAACAGAUGCAAAGCUACAGCGACCUGCCAGUUCAUAACCUGAGCCUUGAAGUUGACGAGUAG